Molecule: messenger RNA, 703 nt
Organism: Mercenaria mercenaria
Lineage: Eukaryota; Metazoa; Mollusca; Bivalvia; Venerida; Veneridae
Product: protein transport protein Sec61 subunit beta-like
Exons: 4
Coding region: 104-397 (97 amino acids)
Biological process (GO): intracellular protein transport
Cellular component (GO): Sec61 translocon complex
Source: RefSeq, a predicted model, not a curated record
GUACGGUACGGAACGGAAAAUAGGUAUAACGUCAGUGUGACCGGUAACGUCACUUCCUUCAGAGUUGACACGUCGAAGACACCGGCAGAGAGAAAACCAGAAAAUGCCAGCACCAGCAAGCUCAACAUCAGUGGGAGGGGGCAGAUCCCCAUCAUCAUCAAAAACAGUCUCACCUAGAUCUGGAGGAGGCUCAACUGUCAGACAGAGGAAAACCCCAUCAUCAGGGGGCGCAGGGCGGGCCAAACCAGCUGGAGGCGGUAGUGCUGGAAUGUGGAGAUUUUACACUGAAGAUUCUCCCGGCAUUAAAGUAGGGCCAGUACCAGUUCUAGUCAUGAGCCUGAUUUUCAUCGCCUCAGUAUUCAUGUUACACAUCUGGGGAAAAUACACUCGAGGAUAAAUUGUGACAGCUGCAAUAGACAUUGGUUUUAAGAUAUAAAAAAGACAUAUUAUCAUCAGGUGCAAAGAUGCUUUAAUAACCAAUAAAAGUGACCUUUAGAAUAAAAAUAAGAUUUCAUAAAAAAUGUCAGUGUUGCCUAUUUAAAUACCAGAUAUUAAAAAGUAAUGAAAUUUAUAUCAGAAUAAAUCUUAAAUAAAUGGAAUGAAUGUUAGAACAAAGUUUUAAAUUGCACCAUGAAAGAUUAAGAGAUAACUGCAGGACCAAAGUAUUGUUUUGUUUUUAGUUUUUAAGGCAGACUUAUGAACU